This is a messenger RNA of Biomphalaria glabrata, 6167 nucleotides long. Its product is annotated as ATP-dependent RNA helicase cgh-1-like. Lineage: Eukaryota; Metazoa; Mollusca; Gastropoda; Planorbidae. Gene Ontology annotation, molecular function: mRNA binding; RNA helicase activity; ATP binding. The record is from RefSeq and is a predicted model, not a curated record. The transcript is spliced from 11 exons. Gene Ontology annotation, biological process: P-body assembly; cytoplasmic stress granule assembly. Gene Ontology annotation, cellular component: cytoplasmic stress granule; P-body. The coding region runs from base 426 to 1811 and encodes 461 amino acids.
CUAAAAUGACACAGUCAACUCACUGUAACCGCCCCUGUAGAUUGUUCUAUUCGGCCAUUUUUGUUAACACUGUCAGAUUUCUAAAUUUACAGAUGCUAUUGAUGUGCUUUGGAAUCAAGAUUGUGUUUUCAUACAAAGUACCAGAUAUAUCUUGAAGGCUUCCAUUUAUAAGGAUUUCUGAGAGAUUUUAAAGACUUUAUAGUGAUUCUUCGUUUUCAUUGUAUGGUUAUAUUUCAUGAGGACAACUUUAGAUUAGAUGAAUAUCAUUUAUGUUCUAACAUUGUGGAUAUUCCUAUUUGUGACAGACACUCAUAGCUUCACUUAGUUGUAAAUAAGUUUAAAUAUUUUUGUUAAAGUUGUAUUACUUUGGUGAGACUAUUUAUUAAACACCUGCUAUUACUUUAAGAAACUUUCAAUAAUUCAUAAUGGCAAAAGAGGAAUUGAGACAGAAUGAUAAUGCUAAUGAGCAAGGUUGGAAGGCUAAACUAAAUGUUCCUCCUCCAGAUCACAGAAUCAGAACAUCUGAUGUGACCAACACAAAGGGUAAUGAAUUUGAGGAUUUUUGCCUUAAAAGAGACCUAUUGAUGGGAAUAUUUGAAAAAGGAUGGGAAAAGCCAUCACCUAUUCAAGAAGCAAGUAUUCCAAUAGCUCUAACAGGCCGGGAUAUUUUAGCACGUGCAAAAAAUGGAACAGGCAAGACUGGAGCAUAUGCCAUUCCUUGUUUGGAAAAAGUUGAUGCUUCUAAAGAUUUAGUACAAGCUCUUAUAAUAGUACCUACCCGAGAACUUGCCUUGCAGACUAGUCAGAUUUGCAUUGAACUUAGCAAACAUAUUGGUUGUCGUUGCAUGGUAACUACUGGAGGCACAAAUCUUAAAGAUGAUAUUUUGAGGUUAACAGAACCAGUUCAUGUAAUAAUAGCAACUCCUGGACGCAUUCUUGAUUUAAUGAACAAAAACUUGGUUAAAAUACAGAAUUGUGGAACACUUAUUUUAGAUGAGGCUGAUAAGUUAUUGUCUCAAGAUUUCAAAGGCAUGCUUGAUAGUAUUAUUGGUCAUUUACCUAAAGAUAGACAAAUAAUGCUUUACUCGGCUACAUUCCCUCUAACUGUCGAGGCUUUCAUGAGAAAACACCUGAAAAACCCUUAUGAAAUCAAUCUCAUGGAGGAGCUUACUUUAAAAGGAGUUACACAAUACUAUGCCUUCGUUCAAGAAAAACAAAAGGUUCACUGUCUCAAUACAUUAUUCUCAAAACUUCAAAUCAACCAGUCCAUCAUAUUCUGCAAUUCUACACAACGUGUUGAGUUGCUAGCAAAAAAAAUUACAGAACUAGGUUAUUCUUGUUACUAUAUUCAUGCUAAGAUGAACCAACAGCAUCGCAAUAGAGUGUUUCAUGACUUCCGAAAAGGACUCUGUAGAAAUCUAGUAUGCUCAGAUCUAUUUACUAGAGGUAUUGACAUCCAAGCUGUAAAUGUUGUUAUAAACUUUGACUUCCCUAAACAUUCAGAGACCUACCUGCAUAGGAUUGGUAGGUCUGGAAGAUAUGGGCAUCUUGGUGUUGCUAUAAAUCUAAUCACAUAUGAUGACAGAUUUGCUCUUCACAAAAUAGAACAAGAGCUGGGUACAGAAAUCAAACCUAUCCCAAAGACAAUUGACCCGUCCUUAUAUGUUGCUGAAGCUCAGCAAGUAGACCCUGAAGCUGAAGAAGAAUACUAUAGACAACAGCAGAAUCAACAGCAGCAGCGAACUAAUAACAAUCAUCAACAGCAAGCGCCAAGAGGACAACCAACUCACCAGCAGCAAACUGUAGCUUGAAUUCAUUAGUUUGCCUGCCUAGAAUGUGAAGUUUUUUUUUUUUUUUGUUUUUUUUUUUUUCAUUGACUAAGGAUUUUUUAAAUUUCAUUUUGGAAAUUACAACAGUUUACCAGGAUGUGUGAAAAGUUGUGCCAGUGUAAAAGUUAAUUGUGGUAUAGUUUUUGAGGAUGUUUGACUCAAUGAUAUAAUAUGCUUCCUUACAAAUCGCUCCUGACUCACAAAUGAAAAUGGGAGUCUGUAAUGGUCAAAUACUCUUUUGAGAGCUAAUUAAAAAAAACUUCAGUUGAGCUUCCAACACUAAAGAAAUGGAUGGAGAUAAAAACUCAUGAAGUGUAAAAUACCUUUGUACAGAAUCGCGUGUGAGGUGUUUUGAAUGCAUUAUUUCUCGAACAUUUGGACAUCAUUGUCCUUGGUGAUUUAUACAGCUGACAUGCAUUGUGGAACAAUAUGUGAUUCAUUGUUAGUGUUGAUUGUCAUGUAUCAGUUUUACAGAAUCAGAUGAUCUGAAUGCAUGACAACAACUACUUGGCAACAACUACUUUGCAACGCUGCAGCACUGGUGCAAUUAACAAAUAAAUGCUUUGUUCUGAAUUCUACUAUUUUUUGUAUCAACACAUCAGAUGGAAUGGCUUUUGUCAGAACAAAGCAGAACUGUGCAGAACAAAGUAGGAAAACGAUUGUGUUGACCUUUAACAUUACUUGACCAUGCAUGUCAUAGGACCAACACUUCUACUCGUGAUCUGCACGCAUUCUUUUGACCAAUAAGGCAGCAAAUGCUUUUACUUUUCUAUUCACAUGCUACUGAUAGAGAUUUGGAAACCAUUCUAGCUCAACUUAACAAUUUAGCAGUGCUUAUUUCAAUUACAGACCUUCAUUUGGAUAAUCUUUCUCCACCCAGUGAUGUGCUAUAAAAGUUGUGUAACUUGAAAAGCUUAUGACAUUGAAUGCAUUAGUUGUGUGUGUAUGUAUGUUCUGCUGAUUUUUUUUUUUUUUUUCAAUUGGUACUUAGUUUUUAUUGAAUAGUGUAAAUUAAAGAAAAAAGCAUUUUAAAAAAAUUUAAAAAAUACUUUACUAGAUAGGUGUUAUAUUUAAGGGAAAGUUGAGUUUAAAAAGUGUUUUUCAAUGCUGAAAGUGGAAAACCAUGAUAAUGCCCCACCUCACCCCAAUAGUUCAUUUAAUGAAACACAUUAAAAAUAUAUUUCAAACAGUAAUUCUUGUACACUAUAAACAAGGUUGUCUUGUUAUUAUUUAUACAUAUUUAUAUAUAUACAUACAAUAAGUCAUUUAACAAAGCAUUUCUAAUUGCCAUACUUGCUUUGAGAAAUUUUGCUUCCCCUAUUUUUUUUUCUUCCCCCCACUGUGUGAUAUGGUAUGUAUGUUUCAUUCUAUUGAUUGUGAGCAAAGAUUGAAAUUGUAAUAUAUGUUUACUAGUUCAGAAGAGACAGAGAACUUGUUUAAAAAAAAAAAGCAAGUUCUUUCUGUCAAGAGGAUGUGUUAGUUUAUCAGCUGUGUUGAACCUGGUUUUGUGUAUGUCUGUUUGGAUCAACUUAUUUUUAAUGCAAGAACUUUAAAAAAAAAAAUAUUUGAAUGGAUGUGAGAGUAGUAGUGAAAUUCAGUGCCAUUUUGUUCCUGAGCACUGUUGAACUUUACCAGAAUGUUAAAAUAUUUUUUUUAAGUGUUGUUUGUUGGUAUUUUCCCAACCCAAUGUUUCACAAUGUUGAUGUAAAUAAGAAAUAUCUAUGUAAAAUCUAAUUUAAUACAAACUACCACAUUACAUUGUCAUCUCUUGGAUAGAGGUGAGAAUAGCGUCAUGUUUAUGUCAAGUUUUUCAACAUUUCAUCUAAACACUCAGGGCAGUGAGGUGUAACCAGUGUUAGAAAUUAUCUCUAUAACAUGCCUAUUUGUAAACAAUAGUGUUAUUUGGAUUUUUUAAAAACAGGUUUCUUGAAAAAAAAAACUAAUGCUACAAGGUUUUACGAAAAAGUAUAAACCUAUUGCCUAAGAUUUAAAGAAGGCUUUAGUAAAAGGUUUUUCUUGAGGUAGUCUUAAAAUCAUCGUUUUGCCACUAAAGAAACCGUAAUUUUACAAUUUGCAUAGAGUUAACUAUGUUGAGAAUUGAUUGGCUAACUAAAUCUUGUUAUAGUACACUUAUCUGCCCUGAGUUACUCACUAUUGCAAACAAGAUUAAGAUAUACAAUUUAUAUUCUAUUGAAGAAGUUAAUGGUACCCCCAUCCCAGUGCCAGUGGGUGAAAAGAAGCUUAGGUGUUCCCUUUACUGAGAUCAUAUUUUGUUAGAAAUUGAGUUAACUGUACAUUGGCAUUGGUUACAUUUUGUGUGUUUUUUUUUUUUUUUCUUAAUUUUAAAGAAAAUGUGCUCCUGCUUAAUUCAUCAAAGUAUUACUGAGUCAGGUAAACUAGUGUUUAAUUCAUGUUUGUUUACAGAAUAGAUGCUUAUAAAUGUGAGUGAGUGAUUUUUGAAAAGAUUUUGGACUAUCUCUUGGUCAUGACUAACUAUUAUUAAAAAUAUACUUGUUGGGAUAGUUAAAUACCAUUGAGCUCAUCAAAUCUAUUAUGUUCUUAUUAGUUUUAAAUCUCUGAUUUAGAGUAGACGGAGCCAAUGAAAACAUUUCCUUCCAAAAGAGUAUUAAAACCCUUUUCCAAAUAGGUUACCACAAAGAUUAGAUUUUACUAUGGAUAAAAUAAUGAAAUCCAACUUGAACUUAACAUUCUCAGACAGAAGGCAUUUCUUAUUUCUGUCAUGUAUCUGCUGUUCAUCUUGAGUUUCCCAUCAGUGCCUUUGGUUGUGUUUGUAAAGCUUGACUAAUUCUAUCUCAGGAUGUGUGUAGUUUGGAAGAAUGCUGUUUAUUUGGCCCAUUCUUAUUCUGAGGAAGCUCAAGAUGUUAGGCAUUAAGUUCUUCUCAGUGGUGAUACAGUGAUCCUUAGUCUUUUGUUGGUGUUAUUUUAAUGUAUUGAAUGCUUUAAAGACAUAAUUAUAGCAACCAUCCAAUAUGGUUUUGCAAUUAAAUUACAAAAAAAAUAGUGCUUUAGCAGUUGAUCACUGCUACAGAAUUUUGUAAGGUUGUUAGGUUUAAAAACUCCUGUUUUUUGUUUUAAAUGUUAAAUGAUACAACAGAGCAUAAAGUGUAUGGAUUAUAUUAACAUGCCCAAGUUGUAUGGUGAUAUAUAUGCAUUAUUUUAUGUUAGAACAUUUUAUUUGUGUUUUAGGCAGUACUUUCAUGUUAAGUUACAAUACUAAGGUCUAUAUUAUUAACAUUUAAAAGCUUUUUUUUUUUUUUUUUAAUUGUUUUAAUGUUGUUGUUUUUUUUUUUUUUACUAUAACAAUUUUCAAGAGUAUUGUCGAAAUAAUUAGAAAAACAAAAAUUGUAAACAAUUCUGAACAUAUUGUUCAUUUGACAUUUCUGAAAUUAGUUUCUACAUUACCUAAUUUUUGUGAUGUAAACCUAACAUUUUUCCUUUCUUGAACUUUUUUUUUUCCUUUCUACUAACACCAGUUACCAGAUAGACAAUCUAUUCAUUUUAUCUCUUAAAAUUUAUUUAUGGCUUUUUUAGGCUUAUUUCCUAAUCUGGCAACUGAUGUUGAAACUAGUGUACAAUGCACUCUUUUUUGGAGUGGCUUGGAACAUGUUUGACAAGUUUCUAAAAGAUAACAAAAAAAAAAUUGUGUGUUUCAAUUAAAAAACACCAUGUAACUGUAAACAUCUUUUGUUUUCCACACCAUUCAAAAAUUAAAAUUACAUUUUGGGAACAAUUUUCAAAGUGGUUAAAAUGUAGCCACUAGAAGUGGUGUGUGAAGUCUGUCAAUGUCUUGUCUUGGUGAGUGACUGUCUUGUUAGUUUUGUCUUGUUGUGUCAUUGUUUCAAACAGUUCUGCAAUGAUAUGGACUAGAGAAACAGUCAUUACAGUAUGCCACUAGUCAGUUUGGCAGAACAAAUUUGUCUUUGUGGAGUGAGAGUUGUGGUGAAGGGUGUUGUAUUGUCAUAAGGCUAUACCAGUGAAAUGCUAAAACACUUUUAAGUCCAAGGGCGACUUGGCAUAAAGAAUGUUUUACAUGGUUGUUGGCCAGUUUGUUUCUGUGUUUAACCCUCAAUUUUUUUUUAAUCAAAUGAACAUUUUGUGAAGAAUUCGAUGAGGGAUCUAUGUUAUUUGUAUUUUUUUUUUUUUUUUUUUUUUUUGCUUUCAAACAUUUCUGAUCAGAUUGUAAAAGUUAAAAUAUGAUACAAAAUUUGUUGUUUUGGAAGGGAGAAAGGGGGGGGGGAACUAAAAGUGUACUUUUAUUAUUUUAAGAAAUCUUUGGAUUUUUUUUUCUUUGCAAAAAUAAACUAAUUUUGAAAGCAA